This is a messenger RNA of Cotesia congregata, 3147 nucleotides long. The record is from the annotation of a GenBank genome assembly. Lineage: Eukaryota; Metazoa; Arthropoda; Insecta; Hymenoptera; Braconidae.
AUGAGUACCUUGGAAUCCAAAAUGGAGGAUACUAAAUACAAUCAGACUAUAAAUCAAAGACAUAAAUUGGACGUAGACUCUCUAAGUUCAAAAAAAAUUAAAAUCAUAGCAAUCAACGUUAAUUCAAUUCAAACUAACAAGAGGAGAUAUGAACUAACAUCCAGAAUACAGUUACACAACCCAGAUGUAAUCCUCAUAUCGGAAACCAAACUAAAUAAAUCACACAAAUUAACUCUACAAAAAUAUACAAUAAUCAGAACCGACAGACCAAAUAGCAAACAAGGUGGUGGAACAGCCAUUGCAAUAAGAAACAACAUCAAACACGAAGUAAUCUCUCAUCCUUCUUCAGUCAACAACAGCACGAUAGAAUUUACAAUAAUAAAGCUGCUUUCUUCAGAAGAUCAAAAUGGAAAAACCUUUAUUGUCAGCAUCUAUGCAACACCUGACAACAAAAAAGUUUUUAUAGAUGAAUUAAACAAUCUAUUCAUUAAACUCAAUUUAAGUAAUCCUAAUAAUUCAUUUAUUAUAGCAGGAGAUCUCAACUCAAGAAGAAUAGAUUGGGGAGACUCAUCAACCAAUGAGAGAGGAAAAUACCUCAUAAGAUGGGAAAAAGAAUUAGCUCUAAGAUAUCAAACAAAAAUUUUUGCUACUAAUGGUCCAUCCUACACGCCAAACAACUCAUAUCUAGACUGCUGUAUCACAAACCUCACCAUUUGUGACCUUACAAACAACAAAAUUCAGACAGUUGACUAUGAUAGUGACCACAGGGCACUUCUAUUUACGGUCCAGCUCAGAUCAACCAUCCAGCUCAAGCAAGUAAUCAAAAAAUUUAAUUUCAAAGCAACUAAUUGGUCUCGAUUUUCUAAAUUUUUAGCUAAGAAUUGUAAUCCGUCACCGCCAGACGACAGAAACUUAUCAAGCACAGAAAUUGACUAUUUAGUAGAAACCACAACAAAAUCAAUUAGAGAAGCAAUAGUUUCAACAGUUCCACAAUUUAAAAAACAAGACGAAGAACUUAGAAAAGAAUUUAGCAAAUCAAUUACCUGCUACUGGAGCAACCAACUUAGACAAGUCAACCACCGAGACCCAAAUGCCUUUUUCCCAAAAAUUAAUAGAAUGUUGAGACCCAAACAGAACAUUGAAAUAGCCAAUCAAAUAAUAAACUCAGACUCAGACCUAAUCACUAAUGAAACAGUGCAAGUGAACAAUGCUUUCUCAGACCCAAUUACUAACACAACAACAAUAACCAAUCCAAUAGACAAGCUAAAUGUAAUUGGUAAACACUACCAAAAAAUCAACUCUCCAAGAUACCUAAACAUCGGUACACCAUUAAAAAAUAUAAUAGAUCAUACGGUCAAUAACAUGAAAAAGAAACUAGAAAAUGCUGAGAAGACUGGCACAUCGUUAACAAUAUUUGACCAAAAUAAUAAAGCAUCCUUCUCGAAAAAUGAAGAAGAUUGUCAACUAAGUUUCUGUAACACUUUCACGCUAAAGAAGAUUCUCCAAAAACUUCCAAACAAAUCAUCGAGUGGUCCAGAUGAGUUACCAUCAAUCGUACUUAAGCAUCUUCCUGAUAACCUAAUACAUACAAUUACUAUUUUAUUCAACAACGCACUAAAUAACGCCUACUUCCCAAAGGCCUGGAAAGAAGCAAAAGUUAUACCAUUGUUGAAAAAAAACAAAGAUCCAACUAAACCAGUCAGCUACAGACCUAUCAGCCUCACCAGCAACCUGGGAAAAGUCUUUGAAAUCCACAUAAAUAAAGUCAUCACCAAAGUCUGUGAAAAUAAUAAAAUCAUUCCAGAUCAGCAAUAUGGAUUCAAAAAAAGACAUUCCACAGUGCAUGCUGCACAUGUAGUUACUGAUAUCCUGCAAGGCAUCCAUCACAAUGAAUUGAUAGCAGCAGUACUCAUAGAUCUUGAAAAGGCAUUUGAUUCGGUGUGGCUGAAUGGUCUCAUUUACACGCUCAUGAAGUCCAAUUUUAGUGAAUGGCUAAUUUUUCUAUUCUAUAACAUGCUUCAUGGCAAAUCAUUUAGGACCUGGGAUGGUAGCAAUCUAUCAACACUUCUAUUCUCAAUAGAAGAGGGUCUUCAGCAGGGCACGGUCAACUCACCAAUAUUUUUCAACAUAAACACCGGGCGAAUUUUGAAAAUGUUUGGACUUAAUACUACAGUCGACAGAUUUGGCAAAGCAUUUGCUGAUGACUUUAUUGCAUACUUAAUCGGUACCAACCCAGUGAGGCUAAGAGAUGAAUUGAGUGAACUACUGAACAAUAUCAACAAAGUAUAUCAACAAUGGAAUCUCCGGAAAACAGAUUGCGGAUUUUCAACUACAAAACACCCUGACACAAAAGAGCUCAUUAACGUCCCACAUAAAAAUGAAGUCAAGUAUCUUGGUUUCCAUUUUGACCACCUGAUGAAAUUAAAUUCACAUAUCAUCAAACAACUUGACAAAGCAAAAAAAGACUUUCAAGCAAACAGCAGGAUUUUUUACUCCAAACACCUAUACCCGAAAGCCAAGAUUAUUUGCUACCAACUACUAAUUAGACCAAUUUUAACAUAUGGAUCGCCUGUUUGGUGGAAUAUCAACGCCGCAACUAUGGAAAAGAUGAGGGCUUUUGAACGCAAAUGCCUAAGAGCUUGCUGCAGCCAAUACAGAUCGAGAGAGUCCAACUUCAAAAAGUUCAUCAGCAACAAACAGCUAUAUGACCUAGCGAACAUCCCUAGGAUAGAUAAUUUUAUUAUUAAGCUAAAUAGAGAUUACUUUUGCAAUCUACGAGACAUUGAAAAUAGUGACUUAAAACUAAUUAACGACAUGGAUCCAAUCAAAGGAGAAAAAUAUAAUUCUUCAGGUUAUAUUUUCCCUCACAUGUUUAUACACUAUGACAGACUAGACUUAAUUCAAAACCACAAUAACAUACCAAUUGUAUAUCAUUACACAAGACGUAGCAAUGACAAAAGAAUUAACUAUACGGCCGAUUGUUUUACAAAUGAAAGACAUAACUUUAAUUAUUCUACUGACAUACCAUUAAGAGACCAAUUAGACUUCACAAGAUUGAACGACAAAUACUGGUGGUUAGCUGAGGAAACACCACACAGAAAGCAUCUUAGAAAAAGAUUAAAAACUGGCUGGACAGCCAUUUACUAA